AUGUCGUUCUUCGACAACUUCGACGUUGCCAAGCUGGCGUCGCAGCUGGGCAACUUCAGCAUCCCCGAUGACCCCGAGAUCAUCAACAAAGGCCACGCCGACUACGGCUACACCAACCACGGCGCUCACCCCGACGGCUACGACGGCCGGCCGCCCGACGGAUACGCCGGCGGUCCCCAGAACGGCGCCGUCGAGUACCGCCGCGACCACCCCGCCGCUUUCGGCUCCAGCGACCCGACACGCUCCGCCUACUCCGACCCCGUCUCCGAGGGCGCCGCCAUGACCUCGCUGGCCGCCGGUGUCGCCGCCAGUGCCGCGGCUGGCGCCUACGGAUCCCAGCCUCAGUAUCCCUCGCCCCAGCCGGGACGCUACGGCGACUCUGGCGGUGACGCGUCCAGUCCCUACCCGCAGUAUCAGCAUCAGCAGCAGCAAGACGCCCACGGUCGACCGCCGUCGCCGGGGUACGGGCGGCCUCCGUCGCCGCGCCUGCCGGAAGGGUGGGUGAAGCGCUGGGAUGAGAACAGUCGGCGGUGGUACUACGUCAACCAGGCCACCGGCACCUCGCAGUGGGAGGCGCCGGCUGCACCUUCGCCCGUGGUGUCGCCCCCGCCCAUGUCGCCUGGGUAUGGGGGACACGGCGACGCGUCGAGGUACGGUGGCCACUCGCCACAACCGCCCUACUCACCACAGCCCGGAUACGGGGGCCCUUCACACCAGCCAUCAUACGGCGGUCACUCGCCUCAGCCGGGGUACGGCGGUCACUCUCCGCAGCCACCGUAUGGGGAGUACGCCGCCGGCGCCGCCGCUGGGGCCGGCGCGGGGUACUACGCCGGUCAGCACUACGGCCAGAGUCAGCAGCACGGCUACGAGCAGCCGCAACCCUACGGCCAACCACACGGACAGCCCUACGGCCAGCCUCACCCCCAACAACCGUACGGCCAGCCCUACGAGCACGGCUACGGCGAGGAGAAGAAGAAAAAGAAGAAGGGCGGUAACGGAAACAUGUUGCUGGGUGUGGCGGGCGGCCUCGCAGUCGGCGCUAUCGGAGGCGCCCUCAUCGCCAACGCUCUGGACUCCGGCUCCGAAUCCGGCUCCGAGCACGAACACCACCACCACGAGCGCCGGUCGUCGUCCGGGUCCGAGGACCACUACCGCGAGCGCUACGAACGCGACGAGAGCGACAGGGGGUCCUCGCACGGUUCGGACGGUAGCGGAAGCGACCGCGGGGAGUCGGACGAGUAUUAUGACGACUGA
Messenger RNA from Colletotrichum higginsianum IMI 349063, 1254 nucleotides. RefSeq names its product WW domain-containing protein. NCBI's taxonomy places the organism in Eukaryota, Fungi, Ascomycota, Sordariomycetes, Glomerellales, Glomerellaceae. The transcript has 3 exons. Gene Ontology annotation, molecular function: protein binding. Bases 1 to 1254 code for a protein of 417 amino acids. The record is from RefSeq and is a predicted model, not a curated record.